Molecule: messenger RNA, 1410 nt
Organism: Fonsecaea multimorphosa CBS 102226
Lineage: Eukaryota; Fungi; Ascomycota; Eurotiomycetes; Chaetothyriales; Herpotrichiellaceae
Exons: 2
Coding region: 1-1410 (469 amino acids)
Biological process (GO): translational initiation
Cellular component (GO): eukaryotic translation initiation factor 2B complex
Molecular function (GO): translation initiation factor activity; guanyl-nucleotide exchange factor activity
Source: RefSeq, a predicted model, not a curated record
AUGGCGCCCGCUGCAGCGUCUCUGACGCCAGGGUUUGCCAGCUUCCAAAAAGUCUUGUCGACAGAACCGCUCGACACUUCGACAACAUAUUUGGUUUCAUUGCUCAAGAGACGGCAAAUACGAGGCUCCAAACGCUGUGCAGUCGUCACAACACUCCUGCUACUCCGCACCGUGGAGGUAACCAAACAAGCCGAUUCAGUCAGGUUGAUCCAAAGAGUCACAGAAGUUGGCAAAAAGCUCAUCGAAGCUGCUCCGCACGAACCGGCCGUGGGCAACAUCGUCCGCAGAGUCUUGGGGAUAAUACGAGAAGAAGAUGAAGAUGACGCUGCAGGCACAAAAGGAGGAGACGAGUUAAGCUCGGCUGGUGGUGAUACUGAUCUCGAUUCGCCUACGCCCUUGGAAUCUAUACAUCCAAGAAACAUCUCACAUGCGAUCGUUAAUGGCGAUUCACCCAGCCCUUCACCUCAAAGAAUCUCUGCCAGUCCCCGCCCCCCGUUGCUCACUUCGCGCACAGGCGCCCCAGAAACUGCUCGCCCAGUGACAUCUAUGUUCAGCAUCAAUGCCCAUCCGACAAUGCGAAUGCUCGGCGGUGACUCGCCAUUAAGCCGCAGCGGUCAAGCUACUCCACAACUGCAUGCUUCGGGUACAUUUCAGUCAAGUAUCCGCCCCGAAGUGAUCAAAGGGAUCAAAGAGAUCAUAGAUGAAAUCAAUGCUGCCGAUGAUGAAAUCGCCACUGCCGCACUCGACCAGAUUCACCCGCAUGAGACCAUCUUCACAUAUUCCUCAUCAUUGACAGUUCAGCGCUUCCUUCUUCGAGCCGCUUCAAGGCGGAAGUUUACAGUUGUCCAUGCCGAAGCAUAUCCCAACAAUCACCUCAAGACACACGCUCUACUUACCGGGAAUCAAGAAGCUGUCGCAGAGGAUGAGGAUAAUCUCCCUAACGACACGUUCUCCAAGACGUUGACUUCAGCGGGCAUCACAGUGGUGAUGAUUCCCGACUCGGCAAUCUUCGCAGUUAUGUCUCGGGCAAGCAAGGUCAUCCUAGACGCUCACGCCGUUUUAGCGAAUGGAUCCAUAGUCGCCACGGCGGGAAGCAAAGCCGUCAUCAAAGCCGCUAAAUUCCACCGCAUUCCCAUCGUCGUCUUGGCGGCGACGUACAAACUCUCUCCAGUGUACCCAUACGAUCCCUUCAAAUUGAUCGAAUACGGUGAGGCGGGAAAGGUGGUGCCAUUUCAAGCGGGCGCGCUGCGUCAAGGACUAGAAGAAGCAGCGAGGAAUCCGCUAUAUGAUUUUGUUGAAGCAGGCGAUGUCGAUUUGUUCGUCACCAAUGAAGUGCCGGCUGUUGUUAGCACGGGAUACCUUUACCGCGUUGUGAGGGAACAGUAUCGAGAUGAAGACCUGCAGCUGUGA